Molecule: messenger RNA, 4343 nt
Organism: Mobula hypostoma (lesser devil ray)
Lineage: Eukaryota; Metazoa; Chordata; Chondrichthyes; Myliobatiformes; Myliobatidae
Gene: tmem182a
Product: transmembrane protein 182a
Exons: 5
Coding region: 218-952 (244 amino acids)
Cellular component (GO): membrane
Source: RefSeq, a predicted model, not a curated record
CAAGCACGUGGGAAUCGGUAAUCAGUCCCUCUCAUGGUUACAAGAAGGUCGGUUAUUUUUGAAUCACCGCACCCGUGUGCAAAGAGGAGGAGUGUGGUAUCAGAUUCCUGAAGAGGACGGAGACGGAGAAUGAGAGUGAAGGAGGGAUCUUCCUGGGUAACGUCCUACAGGCAACUAGACAGAAUUUAUUAAUUUAGCGUAAAGCAAGUGGAUAACCAUGAAACUCAGUUUAGCUUUGUUCUUCGCUGGGAUAUUUGGAGCUCUCAGCGUUCUUCUCUUUCUUCUGGCUUUUGGCACGGAUUACUGGCUUCUAGCCACUGAAAGAUGUCCGUCAGUCCAAAAUAGAAUGGAAUCGGUCACUGCAGAGAAGGGAGAUAUCAUAAUUUCUCCUCAUGAAGUUGGUGGCACUUUCCAUCAUGAAGGAUUUUUCUGGCGAUGCUGGUUUAAUGGAGCAGUGAUCGAUAACAACUUCUGGAAGUUCUGGUUCACUAACAAACCUCCUUCAAAAUACUGUACACAGGCUUACCUUCUCCCAUUCCCCUUGACAACAGAAGCUCAUAAUUCCACAGUUUAUGAGACUGCAAUCAUUUACCGUGGUUUCUGGUCAGUAUUCAUGUUGUUGGGUGUCAUUGCUGCCACAGUAGGAGGCUUCAUCAUUAUCUGCGCUGCUCCCUUUUCCAAUUAUAACCUCUACAAAGCAGGUGGUGGACUAUUUCUAUCUGCCGGUGUUAUAUUCAUAAUACUCGUCAUUAUGUACGUCAUCUGGAUCGAAACCGUCAUUGAUAUUCAGGAAUACAUUCAAAAACAGAGAAAUCAGCUCUGUUUUGAUUUUGAUCUAAGCAUUCAGUAUGGAUGGUCUUUCAUACUUGCACCCAUUGGGAUAUUCUUCUCCUUGCUGGCAGGCUUGCUGUUCCUCCUUGCGGGUCACGCUAUUCAAGUUCAUUACGAUUAAAAGACAACUUUUUUGCAUUAAAAAUAUAACUCAAUGCUUUUAGUACAAAGAGAGUGGCAAAUAUUGACAUUAGAAAUGAAAAUUAAUUUAUCUGUCUCAUCAAACAGCAUUCUGGUGAUUUACCAAAAACUUGUUUUAAUUUAAGUUUAUUUACCUGUUGACUUAAUUUAGAAGUAGUUGCAAAAAUGAAGUUGUUGUAAAAUUAAAAAAAAAAAAUCAAAUCAACUAUUUUGAAGCCUUGCAGUGUUAGUUUGAAAAAUAAUAAUCACUUUCUAUAUAAUAAGGAAAGAGACGGUAUUGCUUUGCUUGGUAAGUUAUAACUGACAAAUGACUGUACAAUAGGGAAUUCAUUUUCUCUUGAUUUCUCAUAAGGCAAAUAUUAUGAGACAGCUGAAUGCAGUACUUGCAAUGGUUUAAUUUGUUAGAAUUAUUGGGGAUAACCUUUUGGUUGCUGGUAUUACUUCCAAUAUAAACAUGAUACCAACAAUGGUGUUCAUUUCCAUAUUAAAACAGCACUUCAUUGGAGAUGAUAUUUACCAGAUAUUAUAGAUUCAUGGAAAUAGGAGUUCAUGUAUGAACUAGUCUUUAAGUUCAUUUUCAGCCCAUACUUUACUCAUGGAAAAUUCAUUUUGCAAAUUUUGAGCAUUUAGUAUUUCCAUAAAUAUUUCUUUUGAGCUGUUGACCACAUGUACAACACAAAACUGGUGCCAGUGGAGUAAACCAGUUGUCAAUUCCAACAAGAGGACACGAUAGUGAACUUUAAUUAAAUUGAUGGCUAAAGGUAGAAUGAAUGUAAAAUUGGAAUGCAAAUUCCUGUUUCCAACAAAGAAACAUUAAUUUCAGAUCAUAUACUGGAGUUAUUAUACCAAAUAAGGACAGACAAAAAUAACUGCAUACACUUGUUCAAAAUGACUGUAAGGCAGGCUUUCUGUUCCAUUUAGUUGUCUGGCAACUAUCCUCAUUGCAAGAACUUACUGUUCUGUAGUCAGAAGCUCUUAGACAGAGCAAUGUAAAGAUCUUUGUGUUUUAGGAGAAUAAUGAAUUGCGCAUGACUCUGUAAUGUGUGUACUUAAUGCAUGAACCCCACUUACCUUACAUACACUGAUGAUGCCUUCUACAAAACUAUUUCAGCGAUUGUAGAUAGUGUUGGAGCCUCACUCAGUUGGGCAUUUUAGAUAAUUCAUCCUGAUUGGCUGAAUGAUCAACACAAGGAAUGUUUCAAAUACUCAUUAUAAGAAAUGAGAAAGAGGCAUGCCAAUAAUCUUAGAUCAAAUGUCCAGUAUCUAAUAAUCCCUGCUUGCACCACUUUGAAAAAUACCUGUUCAUUAGUGAUGGUGAUGUUUGAGAAGAUUCCACUUCAUACUAAUAAGCUUAGAAUUCCAUUCACUUACCAUAAACUGUAUGUUCUCUCUGAGACUUCCUAGCUCUGUCAGUAGGGUUAAUUCAAUGUUAAACAAUGUGAACUGAAGCAUUUUCAAGCAUCUCCCAUGUUGCUAAGCCUUAUAGGCAGAAAUGACAAACAUUUGUUUCAUUUAUGAUGAGUUAUAUUCAAAUCAUUCAUUGAUGCAACAUACUGAACUUGUUUGUAAAAAAGAAUUUGUCCCUGUUAUGAAUUUCUGCAAAAUGUCUUAAUGUCUACAACAUUACAGGUGUCUUAGUGCUCCUGUGGUUUAAUUUGCCCCAUAUUUAACAGUGAUGUGAUUUAAACAAUAUUUCUCAUCCUUUGAGCUUAUAUUAUUCUUUAUGUAUUUUUUGAUUUGGUCUGGGGCAGGGAUGCUAAUAAUGUGAGUGACAGCCAUCACAGUAUGUAUGAUAUAGAUUUCUGUAUGCUGCACAGUUAGAAUAUUCCAUUGGGAGAACAAAAGUAUAGUUGCUGACUAUUAUUAUAGUUCACUCUUGCAGACAGUCCAAGCAUCACAUUUUCAUAAUGGUUUAAGAGAAUAUUGAGCUCCCAUAACUCACUAUUUGGAAUGAAGUAUAAUUUGCUUUUAUAAAUUCAAAAAUGUCUCCUAUGCAAGAUUCAAGUGACAAAUGCAAACUAGCCAUGUUCUUGGCAUGGACUUUAAGAAUUGCAUGCAUACUGUAAAUCAAAUAGCCUGUUCUUAUAUUGACUUCACAAUAAUUGGGAAUAUGUUGCUUCUUUAUUAGUAUUUUUAGAACUAAUCCAAAAUCCCCAACAUCACUUUUGAUUAAUGACCAUUUAUUUUGCUGUUGAAGAAUUUAAUUUUCUUCUAAGAUAUUAAGAGUGACAACCAGAACCCUUUCUGGUUGCUUUGCUAGCUUACAUGAGCAAAUGAUAAUAUGGCACCAUACAGAGGAAGUGUUUUUGCUUGUGAAAUAAGUAACCCUGUCAAAGCAGACAUGAAUUCCCUCUGGGGAUGAUCUGCUCAGCUCUUGUAAAUUUGGUAGAGGUUGGCAGAAAUCUCAUCACCACAAAUAAAUGUGAUCUCCACUGAUAUUCCUGUGAUGGACAUAUCGACCAGGAGAAGUUCCAAGGAAAUUCCUUGUUAUAUUGUUGUAAUCAUGGAGAAGUUUGAAAAUGUUUUGUUAUUUCACAUAAUAUUAGGCAAUUGUGUCAACAUAUACUGCCAGAGAAAAAUAUCCUGUGUUACGGCUGGUUGACUGGUUAUCUGGUAAAAUAGGACAUUCACAUGUUAGACAACCGAACUGUUUUCAGUACAAUUAAUUAAGCUGUUUUUACACAAAGAGUAGGUUUCUUUCUGCAAAGUUACAAUACUAGUAUCAAAUUUUGAAAUCAAUUUCUCUGGAAGGCAAGUUGGGUAAAUUCAUAUUAAGUGCAAUGUGAAAAAUAACAAUUGUAGCUCUCCCCUGCAUCUCAGAAAAUAUGUCCAUAGGUGCUGCCUGGUCAGCUGAGUUCCUCCAGCAUUUUGUGUGCGUUGCUUGGAUUUCCAGAAUCUGCAGAUUUUCUCUUGUUUCAGAAAAUCUGUCCAGCUGUUUUGAUAUGGUAUUUUGAUAUAUAGGCUUGGGAUAGAUCUGUGAAUCAUUAUUAAACAAAACAGGUAGCAAUAUUAUUACAUUUUUACAGAAGCAUAAUUUUCAUUUUCCUUAUUCAAUAAAAUUGAUGUAUGUCUUUACCUGUCAUAAUCACCAAGAAACUUAGACAAAAUAUUUGAAGGAUAUCUUUCCAUAAUAUGCACAUUUACCUAACUUAUUUGUUUGAUUUUUGAUGUUUAAUUCUCCUUUAAAUAUUUUUCAACAGGAGUAUUAACCAAUUAUUGUAUUGAAUUUCUUUGAACUGUUUACAUAUUAUAAUGUGUAAGUCAGAUUUGUGCCCUGUUGCUGCGUUUGCUUUUCUUUGUUAUUUAUUAAAAAUAAUUUGAAGCAAUUGUUCCCUUCAACAGCUGGGAAUUUAUUUCAAUAAAAUAUUUGC